GGAUGCUGCAGCCACUACACACACCGGCGGCGGGUAAGGGAAAGAGGUGAGAUGGGACUGGAGGUGGAUCCAGCCUUCGUCCAAUCCCCCGAGCACCGAUCGGACCCCACCGUCGUCGAGGCCAGCGGUAUCCCGCUGAUCGACCUCUUCCCCCUCCUCCACUCCCCCAUCCCGGACGCCGGCGACGCCGCCCCGCCGGCCCUGUCGGGUUUACUGGCGGAGGUGGAGGCCGCGUGCCGAGAUUGGGGCUUCUUCCAGGUGAUCAACCACGGGGUUCCAUCGGAGCUGGUGGAACGAGUGGAGGCCGCGGCGAGGGGCUUCUUCGCCAUGCCGGCCGAGGAGAAGCGGGCGGUCAGGCGGGACGAGGUGAACCCCUUAGGGUACUACGAGUCGGAGCACACCAAGAACGUCCGCGACUGGAAGGAGGUCUUCGACUUUGUUGUCGAAGAGCCGGCGGUGAUCCCCUCGCCGGCAGAGCGCGCCGGCGUUGGGGGUGGUGGGUUGAUCGAGCUGUGGAAUCAGUGGCCCAAGUAUCCUCCGGAAUUCAGAGAAGCCUGCGAGGAAUAUGCCGGAGCUGUUACAGGCCUGGCUUUCAAGCUGCUCGAGCUCAUUGCGCUGACCUUAAAGCUGCCAGCGAAGCGAUUGAACAGCUACUUCAAAGAUCCAACCAGCUUCAUCCGCCUCAACUACUACCCUCCAUGCCCCUCCCCGGAUCUUGCUCUCGGUGUCGGCCGCCACAAGGACUCUGGAGCCCUGACCGUCUUGUAUCAGGAUGAUGUCGGCGGUCUCGAUGUCAGGAGGCGGUCCGAUGGCAAGUGGAUCAGAGUCAAGCCCAUCCCCAACUCUUUUAUCAUCAAUAUUGGUGACAUUGUUCAGGUUUGGAGCAAUGACAAGUAUGAGAGCGCAGAGCACAGGGUAUCGGUGAACAGAAAGAAGGAGAGGUUCUCCACUCCAUUCUUCUUCAACCCUGCUCAUUACGUGAUGGUGAAGCCAUUGGAGGAGCUGGUGGAUGAUGAGAAGAGCCCGGCCAAGUACAAGGAGUAUAACUGGGGAGAGUUCUUUAAGACGAGGAAACUUAGUGACUUCAAGAAGCUUGAGGUGGAAAACAUCCAGGUCUCUCAUUUCGCUGCUACACUUUGUCAUUAAUAGUGGGUAGGCUGUCAAAUAAUCAGUACAAAAGAGUUGGUUAAUGGUUAUUAGCUGAGGUGAUAUGGUAGCAAUAAAUUUUAUAAAUUUCAUAAUCUUACAAACCAGCUGUUUGUUUGUUUUUUUUUUUUUAAAAAAAAAGAUCUUGGAUUAUAAAAAAGUAAUACAGGAAAAUGAGACUGCACCGAAAUUCUUCA
Phoenix dactylifera (date palm) is the source of this 1343-nucleotide messenger RNA. RefSeq names its product protein LATERAL BRANCHING OXIDOREDUCTASE 1-like. The record is from RefSeq and is a predicted model, not a curated record. Lineage: Eukaryota; Viridiplantae; Streptophyta; Magnoliopsida; Arecales; Arecaceae.